AGCCACACGGGAAGAGGAGAGCCUCACCCUGACCGACCUGAUGCCGUCCACCCAGUACUCUGUCCUCAUCCGGGCCGCAACAACUGCUGGAGGAGGACCGCACGCUGUUGCUCUCUGCUCCACUCCAGAUGAGGUUCUCACAACCACAGAGGCAGAGACUGUCGGCUCUUCUUCUACUUCUUCUACCAAGGGUACACAGCACUCCACAAGUUCCAUCCCAGGUUCCACAACUGCAGCACCUGAGCCAGAUUCUACUUCUACUACAAUGUCAGAAAAACGUACAAGUGUCGUAGCAGUGCCCCCUGAUCCUCCAGUACUGCAGCUUAAGGAGGUCACAUACAAUUCAUUUUCCCUUUUUUGGAUUAGUAGCCUUGAAGGCGACAGUCCCAUCACAGGCUUCGACUUGAAGUAUAAAACAGAAAAUGCAUCAUGGGAUUCUACAACUGACAGUAUUGAAUUUAGUCCCAACCAGACAGAAGCCACAAUGGUAGAAUUGCACCCUUCAACGUAUCACGUCUGCGUGUUUGCCAAGAACAGACACGGCGUCAGUAAACCCAGCAACAUCCUCACCGUCACCACUGGACAAACAGGUCAUGAAAAGGACGAUCUUGUCACCACCGGAACAAGUGACACUCGUGCCGCUGUGGUGCUUGAAGGCACUGAGAGCCAUCACUUUGCUGCUGUAAUACCUGUGGUUUUGGUACUUUUGGUGGUUGCUGCAGUGAUUACAUGGCAGUGUCGACGGGUAAAAUACAAACAAGACCAACUGAGCUUGUGGUUGACCCACAGAGCUCCACAACUGAGUAUCUCUGAGUCACUAGGGGAACUUUGAAACUCUGGAAUUUUGGUUUGUCUGUUGAAACAUUUGGGAUAUUUCAGUGUUGGUUUUUGAAUCUGAUUUGACCUGGAACAACAACUUUUGUCAGUUUAAUCAAGGGACAUUAUCUGUGUCUGUAUUUCAAAAAACUAUAUUUACUUCUAUUAGUCACUGUGAAAUAUUUAACAGGGGUUUGUUUUGAAAGGUGAUCAACAUUUUGCUAAACCUAUAGUCUGCUGCGUAAACGCUUGUUAAUAAAAGACAGAAAAAAAUAUUAGCUCACUUUUGGUAACUGAUAAAGUCUAUAUCACAUCAGUCUUUUUGCAGAUGAUUUACUGUAAACAGUUAAUUAUUUAUGUAUUGUCAAAGUUUGUCAUCAAAGUGUACUUUUUUUGUUUUGUGUCUGUGCAGUAGCUAAAUAUUAUAAAUUAAACACAAUACAUUAAA
Molecule: messenger RNA, 1264 nt
Organism: Cynoglossus semilaevis (tongue sole)
Lineage: Eukaryota; Metazoa; Chordata; Actinopteri; Pleuronectiformes; Cynoglossidae
Product: cell wall protein DAN4-like
Exons: 9
Coding region: 41-832 (263 amino acids)
Molecular function (GO): protein binding
Source: RefSeq, a predicted model, not a curated record